Messenger RNA from Ipomoea triloba (trilobed morning glory), 732 nucleotides. RefSeq lists its product as uncharacterized. The transcript has a single exon. Gene Ontology annotation, biological process: regulation of DNA-templated transcription. The coding region runs from base 84 to 413 and encodes 109 amino acids. NCBI's taxonomy places the organism in Eukaryota, Viridiplantae, Streptophyta, Magnoliopsida, Solanales, Convolvulaceae. The record is from RefSeq and is a predicted model, not a curated record. Gene Ontology annotation, molecular function: protein dimerization activity.
ACAGAUUCACACCGGCCCUCAAAUUUAACGCCGCUGUCUCCUCUCCUCCCUUCCAAAUUCUCAGCCACCUGCCAAAUCGGAAAAUGGGGUCACCGUCGUCGACGCCACCCUCCGGCGGCCUGCCGAUGAGAAAGAGCGGGAGAAGAUCCGGGUCUCGGAGGAGAAGCUGCGAGCUCCACCAUCACAAGACCCAACGGCCCCUCUCCGGCACCGGAGAUUCGGUUUCCGACAAGCUGGAGGCUCUGAAGCAACUCAUUCCCUCCCACGAUGAUGAAGAGAUUAAAGGCGACCAGCUGUUCCAAGAAACCGCCGACUACAUCGUUCUUCUCAGAACCCAAGUCUUGGUUUUGCAGAAGUUGAUUGAUUUUUACGGGUCUUCCAACAACUCCGGCACCCAAAAUCCUCUGUCGUAGGUAGCCUUGUCCCUCUUCUCAGAAUCCCGAAAAAGUCUCAGAAAAACAGAAAAAAGCAACAAAAAGAUUCUUUCUUUCGUUCGUUCUUGGGGGUUGGGGGUGGGUGUUUUAAUUUCUGCCGUUUAGCUUUCAAGAAAUGCAAUGGGUGGGUAGUUGAGUACUCAUUCCCAAGAUUCAACUAGUAGUCAUCAAUCAUAUAGUAUCACAAAGAUUUUAAUCUUUCCUUUAGCACCUAUCAUGUAUAUUCCAGUUGAGGCCGGAAUUCCUGUAAAAUUUUCUUCAAUCUCAUGAAAUACGACUACAUUAUUAUUAGAUCAAA